GCGACUGCGCGGCGCUGCCGACUGAGGGGGAGGGGACGGCGCGCUCCCGUUCUUGCCCCGUGCUCGGCCCGGGGGGGGGAAAUGGCGAGCCUGAUUCCCGCGGCGACCUCAUCUCCCGCCGGCGCUCCUUCCCGUAGCAAGAAGCGCCCGGCAAGCCCGGGCACCGGCAGCGGUCCGGCCAAGAAAAAGAAAGUGGCAGCGUCGAGCGGCUCGCAGAGUGCAGGUGGAGAGGUCGUGAAUGAAAAUAAAUUUCUGAAUACGGACUCCAGCACAGGAUCAGUGGAAACAGCCGUCAAGCCAUUACCAUUUAAAGAUCCAAACUUCAUUCACUCCAGCAUUGGUGGAGCAGCAGCUGGCAAGAAGAACAGAACUUGGAAGAACCUAAAACAAAUUCUUGCUUCUGAAAGGGCAUUGCCAUGGCAACUAAAUGAUCCUAGCUAUUUUAGCAUUGACGCUCCUCCAUCCUUUAAGCCUGCAAAGAAAUAUUCAGACAUUUCAGGACUUCCAGCAAAUUACACUGAUCCCCAGAGCAAGCUGAGAUUUAGCACUAUUGAAGAAUUUGCCUAUAUUCGGAUGCUCCCUUCAGAUGUGGUUACAGGAUACCUGGCUCUAAGGAAAGCAACAAGCAUUGUUUCCUGAAAAGACCAAAUAUUGUUGUGCGUCACCCCUGAAUGGUGCUAGGUUUGAGAAUUAUGAGAGAAGCUGCCUGCAGGAUUGAGGUUCCUUCAAACUCUCCAUUGAUAUUUACAUCUGGAAGUUGUUGAUGACACAUGGAUUUGAAUGAACAUGUGGAUUUAAUUCUGACAAAUACUUACAUUUGUUACUUUUCCAAUUUGUAAGCAAUUUGGUUUGGUGGCCAAGAUAACUUAAGACCUUAAGGACAUGGAUCAGCACCAUAAUGUCCAAGCUAUAUUAAUUUCUUUAGAGACAGGAUUUCAUUCCCACUCUAUAUAUUUAAGUACUGGUCUGGCUCAGAAGAAUAAACAGCCAAUUAAAUAAAGGAAAAAGUUCCAAGACAUCCCAGCUUCCAAGACCUGCCUUGCAGAUGUGCUUUCCAUUUGGCUAUGAAGAAGCUUGUCCCACCUGUGAAAAUCCAAGUUAACAUACCAGCUAAGUGUUGCUAUUGGGAUGAAUGCUUAUGGUACAGAGCACUGUGAACAGCUUCACACAAAUACUUGCAUCGAAGAAUGGUCAGCAUACAUCAAGGUGGACUCAAAGUCAUUUUAAAAUAUUAAUGAGUAUGUAUAAUGGACUCAAGCCACAUCACCAGGAAACUCUUAGUUGUGACACUUGGUAUUUUUUGAGUGCUUCAUUCCACAACUCAACUGUUCUGCCUCUGCUAGUUGGUUCAUUAUUAUUACUAUUAUUAUUAUUAAUUAAUACAAGAAAAGUACUUAUCUCCCAGACUUUUUAGGAAAGGAUGCUAUAGGAGCAGGAAUUCCUCUGGCCAAUGGCAUUUUGGUACUCAGAUGGUCUUCAGCAAGGCAGGACCUCUUAGAUGAGGGCACCAACCUUUGCACUCUGAAGUAACAGGAAAGUAUGCGAGAGGAACUGAAGACUGUCUCUCUUCAGAGAAAGGAGAAGGAAGGAGAGCUCAGACUCUUGCUGGGGGUUGACAAGUACUUGCUGACAUCAGAAACAAUCAUGAUUUUCUGAAACUAAGCUUGGGGGGAAAGUGGGCAGUCCUCACUUCAUCCAAGUUCCAUCAUGGACAUUAUGCAAGUCCCCUCUUUGAGGGCGCAAGGAGCACACAGUGGGUACUAGUUAAUGUCUAAACUGCAUCUUCAGUGCACGUUUCUAUAGCAAUGAUAAUUAUUGGAACAGACGUUUUCUCAUUGAAAGAAUAAAUAACGCUAGUUUAAUCUCAACUCUAAAACAGGAAAAAUAGCUUAACAAUGGGGUACAUUGUUCAAUGAAUGUAUGUGGGACUCAUUCCUUGUUUUUUUGUGAUCUAAUAUUUACAAAAACAAAGUAGUUUGAAAAGUCUUUGACAUGCUUACAAUAGAUCCGUCAAAGAUCUGGAUACCAGAUAAUGCUACAACUGUAUCACAGAACAAAAAAUAAUAGGAGAGGAUAUCUCUCUUCACGCCAGUAGGCAUCCAAGCCACAUUCUCUUUGCAUUUGAGUUUUAUAAUGGCUAUUUUAACAGAAGAUAAGUCUAUAAGAUAAGCUUAACUGAUAUGGAAAGCAAACAUAGAACUUCUCUAAGAUCACUUUUGCUUUAAGUAAACAGACACUAGCUUAGAAAAUGAGAUUUCACCAGCUUGUUCUCUCCCACAAGUAUUUUCAGCAUUCUUUGGGAAUGACUGUUUAGGAGCACAGGCUCCCUCCCUAUCAGAAGUGUUCCAGGCACUCCUGCACUGAAUGCAAAAGUGUUACUUUUCUCAGCUAAUUUCUACUGAAGUUUGUAUGCAAUCCAUUUUCAAAACCUAAGCAUCUUGAUGAAUCAGCAUCAAAAAAGUAAAUGUGGCUUAGGUUUGGCAUAAACAUUAUUAACUCCUCAGUGGUUUCUAGCCACAGCUACUGGAUUCCCUUCUCAUUCCUUGUUUUUAACUUUGCUGCAGGCCCUCUUUGCUUGGUAUGCAGUACUCCACUUACUAGGCUGUGCUGUAUUUGUUGAAAGUCAUGAAACCAUGCAGUUUUACACUGAUCAACUGUUUACUACGUGCAGUAGUUAAAAAUGUAUUUGUUUUUGCAGGAAACUGAGAACAGAAAAGAUCCAGUAGCCAAUGUGUUGAUCAGUCCAACUAAGUUCUUUUUGGGAAUAGCUUGUGGGCUGCUGCUCUCAUCAGUGGCUUCCGUGAGAGAACUGUGCAACAGCAGUAUUGCUGUACAGAGCAGAAAACAUGGAUAAGUGAAGAGCUACUCUGUGCCACAGAGUAUUUUUAAAGUAUGUGUUAUUGUCAGCCUCAGAAGAACUGAAAAUUGAGAAGUGCAUUUAUAUUUAAAAGUAUUUCCAGGACAUAAAUAAAAGAAGCUGAAUUUAAAUUGCAGAGAGGACUAAAGAAAGGCAUUUAAAAAGGCAAGUGGUGACAAAAACCAUUUCAGACUUCAGGAAAAUAUGUUUUGACAAAUAGUGCUGUUACAUACGUAAAGUGAAAAAGCCAGCAGUCACAGAAAUGACCAAUCUGUUGAUGUGCGGAUGUUGCUGCCUAUAAAGUAUCACCUGGGCACGCUACGUGCUACAGAUACGGAUGGCUUCAGCCUGCAGCUUGUGGGACAGUGAUGCUGGUGGCAACAUUUCCAGAGAGAAGGCGUGUGCUGCAGACAGCUGGAGAGCAGCAGCCUUCCCAGCAGCCGUGGCUGCUGCCUCCACCCUUCCCAUUCCCUUCUAGAUGGGAGAGCAGGAUCGCCUUGGCUCCUUCCUUGCUGCUUCCCAGCUAGUUUGUACAGCAGUUCUGUGGUCCUUGAAAGCUCCCUGCCUCUCCCUUUUCCUCUGCCUUAGCCCCACAACCUGGAGAUCACCAAAGUGCAAUUUAGAGAGGUACUGCUCAUUUUGGAGUCCUGCCACUUCACUGUCCUAUAUUCCCAUUUUCUCCUCUAGCAGCAUUCCGGAUCCCCAUAGAAUUGCUAAGUAUGGUCUUCCACAGAUAAGAGUAGCAGGUGUGUGCAGGGAGAUGUGCCUUCAUCUUUUUUGACAGAGACCAGUAAGUGUCAAAGCUCUUAUAGCACAAGGAGACUAAAGUAAGUGCAAAGACGACGACUCAGCACUGGUGAGGCCUCACCUUGAGUUCUGUGUUCAGUUUUGGGCCCCUCACUACAAGAAAGAUACUGAGGCCCUGGAAUGUGUCCAGAGAAGGGCAGCAAAGCUGUGAGGGGUCUGGAGCACAAGUCUUAUGGAGAGCUGCUGAGGGAACUGGGAUUGUUCAGUCUGGAGAAGAGGAGGCUCUGGGGAGACCUUAUUGUUCUCUACAGCUGUCUGAAAGGAGGUUGUGGCAAGGGGCUAUUUACCCUCUUCUCCCAGGUAAUGGUGAUAGGAUGAAAGGUAAUGGCCUUCAGUUGUGCUAGGGGAGGUUCAGGUUGGAUAUUUGGACAAACUUCUUCUCUGAAACAGUGAUGAGGCAUUGGAACAGGCUGCCCAAGGACAUGGUGGAGUCACCGUCCCUGGAGGCAUUCAAGAACCGUGUGGAUGUGGCACUAAAGGACGUGGUCAUUGGGCAUGGUGGGGGUGGGCUGGCGGUUGGACUGGAUGAUCUAAGUGGUCUUCCCUAACUUUAAUGAUUCUAUGACUUCUUAGUAGUGAAAAAUAUCAAAGUAAAAAUGAACUAGCGUAAGGUUAAAAAGCUUUAGUAAAUCCCUUCUAUUAAGAAAAAAGCUCAAACUCACUGCAUAAUUAUAUUUUUUUCCUGAAGACCUAAGGUAGUAAAUUAGUCCAACAAUAAUUUAUUACUAGAAAACUGAAAAUUGCCUCUAAUGCACAUGGUUUACAUACCCAGACAAAAUAGCACAUAGCUUUUUCAUUCUGAAACACUUCAGGGAAGAAGACUUAAGGAUGAUGUUAGGUUCCAGGGAAAAAAAACAAAAAACAAAACAAAACAUAAAAACAACUGGCAGCUGACUUUGUGCUCUGUUAACCAAGAAUAGUCAAGCGGUAUUCUGCAUUACUUCUGAACAGUUCAGUCACCCCAGGAUGAUGAUACAGCUAUGAUUAGAAGUCGAAGAAAUCCAUUAUUUCCCUCAUUUUAGUGUGUGUGUCGCAAUUACAAACCACUUUUUCUCUGCUGGGUGGGUGGGCUUUAACAGAGUAAUACAUCUUCGUGUAAUAAAACACUGAAGUCCAUUUGAUAUCUG
This is a messenger RNA of Gallus gallus (chicken), 4791 nucleotides long. RefSeq names its product INO80 complex subunit C (gene INO80C). Gene Ontology annotation, cellular component: Ino80 complex. The transcript is spliced from 5 exons. Gene Ontology annotation, biological process: chromatin remodeling. The coding region runs from base 82 to 639 and encodes 185 amino acids. NCBI's taxonomy places the organism in Eukaryota, Metazoa, Chordata, Aves, Galliformes, Phasianidae. The record is from RefSeq and is a predicted model, not a curated record.